Triticum dicoccoides is the source of this 2559-nucleotide messenger RNA. RefSeq lists its product as uncharacterized. Lineage: Eukaryota; Viridiplantae; Streptophyta; Magnoliopsida; Poales; Poaceae. The transcript is spliced from 2 exons. The coding region runs from base 26 to 661 and encodes 211 amino acids. The record is from RefSeq and is a predicted model, not a curated record.
CUUGGUCACCAGUCCCAUCCCCAAGAUGAGGAAAGGCACUCUCGCUCUCUUCCUCCUCACCUUUGCUUCCCAUGGCGUAUGGUGUGCGGCAGCUGUGAGAAGCGCCAUGGCCGAGGAGGAUGUAGCUCAUCGUCAUCAUCUGAGGCCUCAUCAACAUGAAACCCAAGGGGACUCCGCAGAAACCCAAGGGGAGAGGAUACAGACUGCCAGGAAGGUUGGGCGCAUGGCAGGCGGCUCUGGAGAAGGCAGCGGUAGGAACACAGGUGGCGGCGCCGCAGACACAGGGCCGCACAACAUCAAGAACGGCAGCACUGUGGUGCUGCCGGCUGCGGUGACCUCUGCUUUGGCGCUGGUUUUCACAGCUACCGUCCUCCUCUCGACGCUCAGCUCUGAAGGCACUGAUCUUGUAGUGUUGCGGUUUCAGAAAUUUGUUUGCCUCAUGUUUGUCGAUAUCGGACAGUUGUGUUUACUGGCUAGUCUCCAUCCUGCCUGUGAAGGUUGUUGGAUUCUACAAGUCACAGCCCCUUGUUUGUUGUCAGUCAAACGAUUCAGGGAUCUACAUGUUAUGUUGACUACCCAGUGGAAUCUAAAAUGUUCAUCAGUGAAAAGAAGAUAUAUUGAGCCGGCUCAAGAAGUUAGAUGUUUCGCCCCAGGGAUCUAAACGUUGUGUUUGUGUCAUCACAAUGCAAUCAUAUUUUGCUUUCUUUAUAUUACUGUGCGGUAAAAACAACAGCGGCAGCAAGAACGUUCCAAAACUCACACAGCAAAACACCAUGCCGGCAGGCAGGCAACAGCAAGAUGAGAACGGAAGCAUCGAGAACACGCAGCCAUGGAAGAGAACGAAAGCAAGGACAGGAAGAACCAUCAAAGCUUUGGGAUCCAUGAAGAAAACGAACACCAUCUAUGAUUUCACAAAUCCAGUUUCCUGAUCUGUACAAACGUCAUAACCCAACAAAUGCACUAUUUGUCUAAGAUUUUUCUUAGUUGUUCUCCUUGCUAAUUUCCACUGAUAUAACUGUUCUUGUGCGGAAAAUGUCAAAACAUGGGCAAAAAGGCGCUCAAAUUUCGGCCAAAAAAAAUUAUAAAAAAGGCAAAGAUCACACGGUAUCCCCUCACGUUUUUUACAUUUCAGCCUGCAUGUGGUCUCAAAAAAGUCUUGUAAGUUAGAGCUGGCAAAAAUUCAUGGAAUCUAUGCGCAAAUCACAUGCACUGAAAAUAACAAAAUGUUCUGCUUGCUGUGGCUUUUGCUUUGUCCCCUCACCCCAGCAGAAUCAUCAGUCCUGCCAAAUAGCAAUGAAGAAAAGAUAUCAUACUGUUGAUUGUUUUUGGAGUGGUGCUAAUCCACAAUGGUAUUAAGUGAGUGUCCUGAUUGUGAGCUAACAAAAGAGUGAGAAGGCACACAAUAGUAUUUCAUGAGUACAAAUCCUGAUUUUGUGAGCCAACAAAAGAGUGGGAAGGCAGAGCACAGAGCACAUCCAGGUCAGUGUCAGCACCAGAAAGAACAAAGCUCAACUGGUGCCACCACGAAUUUAACUUGUGGAGUAUAUAUACUCUCCAGCCUCCAGGAAUUCUCCUCUUUGCUCUCUACUUCUAUUGUCAUGAAGCCAAAUCUCUCACAAAAGUACUCCUUAAAUUGCUGCUUUUCACUUUGCAGAAACCAAAGGCGAGAGGAUCCAGACUGCCAGGAAGGUUGGGCUCAUGGCAGGCAGCUGCGGCGGAAGGAACACCAGUGGUGGCGCCAGACAUGAGGCCGCACAACACCAACAACGGCGGCACUGUCAGCUGCAGGGACCUCUGCUCUGGCGCUGGUUUUUAGUGUCUUUGUCUCGGCACAGCUUCUGAAGCACUGAUCUUGUAGUGUUGCAGUUUCAGAAAUUGUUUGCCUGGUGCUUGUACAGUUGUGUUUACUGGCUAUAGUCUCCAUUCUGUGUGUGUAAGUUCUUGAAUUACUUGAAUGAGGAUGGAUUCUACAAGUCACAUAGACAUUACUACUAAUCAAGCAAUGAAACUAUAAAAAAGCAUACGCUUGUUUGUUUCCAGAAAAAAGAUCUGCAUAUUAUGUUGGAACACCCAGCGGAAUCUAAACUGUUCAUCAGUGCAAGCAAGAAGCUAGAUGUUUCACCCCACCCCACCCCACGGAUCUGAACGUUGUGUUUGUGCCAUCAUCCUGCAAUCACUCGCACGGCAAAAACACCAUGCCACCAAGACAGGCAGCAGCAAAAGAACGGGGGCCUCAAGAACAGGCAGCCAUGGAAGAGAACGCAAGAAGGACAAGAACCACCAAGGCUUUGGGAUAUAAGGUUAAAAAUGGCGGCGGCUCAGAGUAAAACCUUUCGCCGAAUGAAAUCACAUCACGCUACUACCGUCCCGGGACGGGAGGCAGCCGUAAGACCGGCCUUUCGAUUUCUCCUCACUGCCGCACAUCAACAUCGCGUUCGAACCAAGAAACAACAAACACGAUCAACCAAAUGGAGAAGAAAAAGGAAUCAAAACCCAAGACCGCAAUCGAAACCACGAAGAAACCGAGUUCAUGGCGCCGCCGCAACGCGAUACAGAACA